AUGUUAAGACGAAUAGUGACAUGUGCUUGUUUGAUAUUGGUUGUGCACAGUUUUCUCAUCGAUGAUCGUUCUCCAUUCACUUCACUCGCCAAAUCCAUCUUCAACGUUCUCAAAAUCUCUCGAAAAGAAAGCCCGGUGGAUAUGGAAAAAGCACAAUGUGCAGAAGCGCCACCAAAGAGCCGAUUGCCGAGUAAAAAAGAACUACAAGAAAUGCUAGAGAAAUCGGAGGCUGAUGAUUAUAAAUAUACGAAACAUGAAAGAAAAAAGAGACAAAUCUCACGACAGAGCUACCAACAAUACUUGGAAAAUCUCGCCAAAGCUGAUUAUGAUGUGAGAAUUGAAGAAAGAUGGCAAAAUAUUUUGUAUCCAUUUGGUGGAUGGGCGAUGGACGAGCAAUUGAUGGGGCAAGCUGGCAGGGAAACACAAGCAAAUCUCGGCUUUGAUUGCCCGUUUUUUGGUUUCAGAUUUAACUAUACAUUUGUCUAUCCAAUGGGUAUGAUCUCAUUCGCGCAACCGCCAUUUGUCACUCCGCCUUUUUCUUUUCCCAAUCCAUCAUGGCCCAAUCAACGAGAUCAUUCAUUUAUUGCUCCAUUUUACGCGGAUUCAAUCUUUCAAUGGAUUGGGAAUACAAAGAUUUCAAAUGUUUUCUUUCGCUCAGUGCAUAGGCCAAGAUUAGAUAAUGAUGACUUUUAUGAUCCUUCUCUAGAGAUAAACGAUCGAUUGUACUCACCGAACAAUCAAUACGGAAAUCAAUAUGGAAAUCAAUAUGGAAAUCAGUACGAUGUCUCACAAAAUAACAACCCUUUUCAACAAUUUCAGCAACAGCAACAAUCUUUCGUAAAUCAAGGGACUCAAUAUGGAGAAAACUUUGGCAACUUUGGUAAAAGAAAGAAGCGUCAAAUGCCGGGAAGAAUCUCACAACCUGGAAUGGUGGUGGAUCCAUUGUUGUUAGACAACAUCACGCAACAUGUGCAAGAAGGAUACACGGGGGCAAAUGGAUGGAGAGCCGAACAUGCGUUUAUCGUUACUUGGUAUCGGAUGGCUUAUGGUGGAGCCCCACGAGCACUUGAUGUCUCUCAAUUUGAACAUGUCAAAGAUUGGCAAAACACUUUCCAAUUAGUAAUAGCUUCGGAUGAAAUCCGCACAUUUGCAAUCUACAACUACGCAAGAGUCAAUUGGACAUCGAGUAACGAAGCCGGAGGGCUAAACGGUUUUGGAGGUAAACAAGCAGCGAUGGCCGGUUUCAACGGAGGAAACGGGACCGGAUGGUAUCCAUUACCAUAUUCAGGGCAUGGAAGAAUUUGGAAACUCGGCUACUUUUCAAAUGUUCUCACGCCGGGGCGCUGGGUUCACCGAAUUGACGAGCUCAUCAUUCCAGCCGGUUGCACCAAUGCUUCUGACGGUGGUGUCGUGUUGGCUCCACCAUUUGGCCCAAUGCAGGGCGGUGUCGCUAUCAAUAUUUCCGGUCCUUGUCUUCGAGAAAAGGAUGUUGUAAAGGUGACGUUUGAGUCAUGGGAAGUAAAUUGUAAGCGAAUAAGCCGGGUCCGGGCUCGUUGCAUAAUGCCGAUGUUUCACAAAACAGGAAUGGUUCCAGUCCGAAUGUCUCGAGAUGGUGGUCAAAGUUUUCCCUUUUUCGGGAAAUUCUAUAUUGUGGUUCCCGAUCGGGCACCUCCUGGUGUACAGCUUAUUGAUGCUGUCGAUAUUGCUACAAAUCGCUGGUAUCAACCAUAUGCUGAUUCCUUGAAAAUGGGAUGGCAAGCGCUGAACUUGACAUACAAUCUUGGAGCCAGGAUCGAUAUAUCUUUGUAUGGAUAUUGGGAAGAUGCUGACAGAUCUCAUUUCGAGAGGAUUGACUACUUGGCAAGAGGCGUCACAAACACUGGCGCUUAUGAGUUUAAACCGGCGCAAAUACAACGACAAAGGCUUCUUACCGAUGCUUGGAAGAAAUUUCAUUUUGGUUUUGUUCAAGUAGCGAUCAGUGAUGUUGAGGAUGGAGUUCUUUGGAGUCGACCUACACCAUUUCCUUGGUAUCAUUUACCGGAUUGGCGGUAUCAUUGGGGCAAAAAUUGGGCUUUAGACAUGUGCAUUGAUUGGUUUGAAUAUGAUGGAAGAAGAAGGAAUUUUCAGAUUGAUCUCACCAAAGAACUUCCGUGCCCUUGCAAACUGUCGCAAGCUUUACUUGAUGUCGGAAGGUUUAUGCCAAUCAUGAACUGUGAUAAAGAUGGAAAUAUGGAAUGUCCCUUCAAUAAAGGAUCUCAACAUUGCAUUCAAAGUGCAACCGCGACAUGGACAGGUUCCGCACAACAAUGUUGCUAUGAUUGGGACGGUUUCUUGAUGUUUACCGAUGAUUGGGAACCCGAUGGUGAUUACAGCCGAUUUUUCCAACCCGGAAUCCCAGCAAGAGCUCAUGCAUUUGGAGCAAGACCAUACCUAAUGCCUCCAUUCAUCCCAACUCUUUCACAUUAUCAACUCGAUGAACUUCCAUACAGAAUGUGUUGCCAAUGGAGUGAUCAUUGUGAAUUCUUCUAUUGGAGAAGAAUGACCAAUGGAUGCCAAGAUUAUAAAGCGCCAGCUGCCGGUUAUAUUUAUGGAGAGCCUCAUGUGAUCACUUUUGAUGGAAUCAGAUACACUUUCCCUGGAAAAGGCUAUUUCGUUUUGGUGAUGAAUGAGAAUCCAAAGAGCAAGCUGAUGAUACAGAUCCGACUUGAACAACCCGAUGAUACCCUUUGGCACUCGCAUGUGAAUGCGACAGUGAUUACCGGAGUUGCCAUUCAAGAUGGAGAUGGUUCAAUCUUGCAAGCAUUUGCUCGAAAAUCGAUGCGUCGUUGGCGUUAUCGAAUGGAUGUGAUUGUUGAUGGAACACCUCGAUAUUUUGAUAUGCCUUUCUGGAAAUAUCAACAAUUCAAUCGACUAAGUGUUCGCAAUCCUCUUCAAAACAUGAAUCAAUCGGAAGUUGUCGUGAUGACACAGAGUGGAGUCGGCAUUCGAAUCGGGGAAAGUUAUGGAAUGCUCGAUGUGAUGGUCACUCUUCCACCAAAUUACAAUAGCACUUGCCGACCUGGACAAACAAUGGCAAAUCAGAAUCUCCAAACAAUCAACCCUCAAGAUCGAUGCUAUACAACUUUGGGACUUCUUGGUGUUUAUAACAAUGAUCAAACAGAUGAUCUCACAACAUUGACUGGACAAAGUAUUCGAGCAUCUGGUGAUACGCACAAUGCUGGAACGACGCAAAUGAUUUAUGAUCAAUUUGGGACAACUUGGAGAAUCGAUGGUCGAAAUGAUCGAAUUGGUAAUUUACUCUUCUCGGAAAAAUACAAGCCUAUCUAUAAUCCGCUCCUUUUCGCUGAUCCGACUUAUUAUCCUGUAUUUUGGCCUUCCAAUGUGCUUGAUAUGAAUGCGAGUCGGGUUUUCUCAAUGAAUCAAGUGACGGUCGCAUGUCAAGGGCUUCCAGAAUGUGAAUAUGAUUAUAUCAUGACCGGGCGAAGAGAGGUCGGCUUGCAAACGAUGGAGAAACAAAAGAAUUUCCUGAGUUUGAGUAAAAAAGGAAGCGUUCAAUUAAAAUCUUGUGGGCCAUUAUUGAAAAAGGAAGGUGUUAUAAAGACUCCACCAGCAGCAAAUUACCUUGAAGGAGAUACCGUGGUAUUCUCUUGCAAACCAAAAUAUUUCAUUCAUGGAGAUAUCGAGCGAACAUGCAAAAAUGGAACAUGGUCACCUGGCUGGUGGGCCUGGUGCAGAGAUCGAAAUCUCGAGUAUGCGCUCAAAUGGAUGACCGCUUUGCUUUCAAUUUUUGGCAUUGUUGUUUUGAUCAUUGUUUUCUAUUGUAUUCUCUGGGAAUUGCGAAAGCGGCGAGUGGCUGAGAAGAUUGCCGACGGAAAAACGAAAGAUGUAUCAAGGAGAACAUGGAAUAAAGGACGAAACUCGCCAACACCACAAAAUACAAUCGAUGAGAAGACACCCCUUCAAAAUGGAACAUUGAGUGAUCUGAAUGGAGAGCCGAUCAAGACAAAUCCUUACGCACAACGAAUUUCACCCGAUAGCCUGAUCGCCCCACAAGCUUAUGUAGACAGCUAUAUGCCACCGCGAAGGAUCGGAAGUGGAAACGCCGAAUGGAAUGGGAACGAUGAAGUGAUCAAUGGAUACACGCUCGGCCCACAACCCACAACGUACGAAAGUUAUCCCGUGCAAUCCCAAGGGAAUGCUCAUCUAAUGCAGAGCAGUCAAAUC
Messenger RNA from Mesorhabditis belari, 4224 nucleotides. The record is from the annotation of a GenBank genome assembly. NCBI's taxonomy places the organism in Eukaryota, Metazoa, Nematoda, Chromadorea, Rhabditida, Rhabditidae.